GAAUCGUUUAGGCAGGACUCACUAGCCUGUGCUAGUUUGUUACUUUGGUCCUACUAAAUAGUUUCCAUAUAUCAUUUUUUUGUCCCGUGUGGAUGCUAUUUUCAGUUUAUAUAUUUUUGUUGCCUCUGACAGACUCAUGGACGACUCCCGAACAGCAUCAUGCAAGUCCUGUAUCAAGGUUUACCUGUGUUCUAAUCCAGAAGACUCUGUUGUGGAACGCAGGGCUCUGAGAGAAAGUGUGUUUCCCAGGCUGAGGGAGCACUGCAGACACACACACGGACUGGACUUCAAGGUGAUAGACCCUUAUGAGGCAAGUGAUCCCAGAACCGGGCCAGACCAACAGACUAGACAAAAGCUACUACAGGCGUGUAGAGAAAGCUCUGACGGACCCUACCUAGUGGCUCUGGUGGGGGCACAGUAUGGUGCUGUGUGUUUACCUGCCCAGGUGGAGGUGGCAGAGUUCCACAUGCUGCUCCAGGAGUGCCAGCGAGCGGGCAUCAGUACCCGCGCUCUAGAGAAGGCAUACCUGAGAGACGAGAAUACAAUACCCCCAUCCUUCUGUCUGCAACGACAGACACACAUUCACACACAGCUGCACCCCGACAAACAGACAGAUGAAAAGACAGGAGAAAUGGGUGUUGAAGAGGAGGAGGAGAUGAGGAAGGUCUUGCAGGCUGCUGUGAGUCAGUGUGUUCAGGAGGGUCUCCUAACAACCCUAGGCUACUACAGGUCAGCUCUCGACACAGACCUGCGAUUCGCUCUGGAGAAUUGUCCUAGACGUGACAUCAAACGCUGCCUGGUCUAUGUCAACAAGAUCUCCAAUGGUCGGGGCCAGAGUGAGGGGGCAGACCAACCCCCUAAAGAGCCGCUCCUACACCCCUAUCCUCCACUCAAGGCUCUGUCCGAUGACAGCCUCCUGUCCCAGCUCUGUGACCACUUCCUGCCCAGCCUGGUGACUUCCUGUCAGCUCCUGGUGUACACCACAACUUCGGAAUGCGACCCUCGUCAUGGUUACACCCCCGCCAGGAGGAGGAGCUAUGCGGAGGGUCUCUGCCAGCAGCUUUACUCCGACCUCCUGGCUCUGAUUGACAGCUCUGUCACCAUGGGAAUGGGCAAGUCAGUAUCGUCAGCUCAUUCUGAUGAUGUGUUGACCAGAGAGCAGGCUGAGCAGGAGGAGCUGUGUUCUCUCUAUUCCCGUCUCUAUGACAACAAUCGGCCAGAGGAAGAGGAAGUCAGGUCUUACCUGGAGCAGAGGGACACACAACACCCGCUAGUGGUGGUAGGAGGGCCGUGCACAGGGAAAACUGUGCUGCUGGCACAUUGUGCACAGCAGGUGAGGUCAUGGCUGAGCGACAUGGAUCCCGUGGUGAUUAUCCAGUUCACCUGCCUGUCAGUCAAUCUCUCACCUAGACACCUUCUCUCCAGCCUGUGCCACCAGAUAGCCCACAGAUACAACCAUAACCCUGAGCCCAGUAGCAGAGAUCCUAACCCUACCCUCCCCCAGCUCAGACAUAACCUUUCCUCCCUUCUCUCCAUCUGCCCCUCCCCUAAACAGCCCCUGGUCCUCAUCCUUGACGGCCUAGACCAAGCUUUGACCGUCUCCGGACCCCAAACCAUCAAGUGUCUCCCUUCCCCCCUCCCUCCCAACAUCAAACUCAUCUUCUCCAUCUCCCCCACCCGAACCAAUACCCUCCACACCCUUCAACUCCAUUUCCCACAAUCCUCCUCUGCAGUGUUUGGUGUCUCAGGGUGCUGUGUGAGUGUGGAGCUGGGGCCGGUGGAGGGGAGGGGGUGUGUGAGGAUGUUGGCGGUCCUCCUGGAGGGGUCAGGAAGGAGAGUGACGUCAGGACAGCAGGGGGUCAUGAACAUGGCCCUGAUCUCUUGCCCUCUGCCCCUGUACGCUCGCCUCCUGCACAGACACGCCUCGCUGUGGACCUCAGCAUCAGAGGUGACUGAUGAGACCCUUCCUGUGGGUGUCCACUCCAGCAUCACAGUGUUUCUGGUUCACCUAGAGGAGAAACAUGGGUUGGUUCUGGUGUCCCGAGCCCUGAGCUACCUGACCCUCUCCAGGACCGGACUCACAGAGGCUGAGCUCUCUGACCUCCUGUCCAGUGAUGACGAGGUGCUGGCUGGGUACGUCUCGGCCAGUGAGCCCCCUCCCUCCAAGGUUAGGGUACCUGAGGUGGAAGUGGAGAGGCUGUUGUUGGAUCUAAAGGGGUUUCUGGUGAAGAGGAGUGCUGCAGGGUCUCAUGUUCUAUUCUGGGUCAGUAGACAUUUUGGGUUGGUGGUGUGUGAGAGGUACCUGAGUUCCUGGGAGAUGAGGGAGGAGAUGCACACAGCGAUGGCCGACUAUUUUAAUGGUCGCUGGGCCUACGGUAGAGCCAAACCACUGGUCAUCAGCCAGAACACAGGACUCAACCAGCCUGGGGCUGUCCCUGACACUGCCCAAAUGAAAAAAUACAUUGACAGGCAACCUCUUGGUCAACCCUAUGUGUUUAACUCUAAACCCUCCUCAUCCUCCCCCUCUUCUGAGCAUGUGCGAGUCAACCUGCGCAAGCUUCUGGAACUGCCCUAUCACCUGAAGGAGAGCGGCAGGAUGGAGGAACUAGGGCGAGGUCUGAUGAUGUCACUGGAGUUCCAUCAGGCCAUGCUGAGGGCGGGGCUUCUAGGGGAUCUGGUAACCCUGCUGGAGGAUUGGGAAAGGGAGGGGGCGUCCCAGCUCAUCUUCCCCAGGGAGAGAGCUCUUCUGGCGGGCAUUCUGAGGGACUCAGCCUGUCUCCUCUGGAACUCCCCUAUGGAGCUGUCCAUGGUGAUGAAGGUCAGGCUGCUUCCUUUCCUGGGGCUCUGUCCUGAGCUGGAAGGCUAUGCUGAGGAGGUGACACAGGGGAUCAAGAAGAGGGGAAGUGGGUUAGGAGUGGUGCUCAGUCCUGCCCCCUCUACUGUACCCUCCACACAGGGUUUUUUCCCAGAGGCCAGACAGUGUCCUGUUACAGAUGCAGCGGGGACAGUGUCUGGGACUGUGGUUGUCAUACAGAGUGAUGGGUCUGCUUUGGUGUGGAGGGGUAGGGAGGCAGAGGAACUGAAGCUGAGCUGUGAACCUGCGCUGAGGUUUGUAAGUGUCCGGAGUAGUGGGACGUUCAUCCUCCUCUCAACUCAGUGCAACACACUGCUCCUGUGGGAUGUGAGUGGGACAACGUGUUUUCAGGAUGUACUGAGUCUAGAAAGACAGGAGUCCAACUCAGACCAACACUCCAGUACCAUAGUUGAAGGGUUUCUCAUGUGUGAUGACAGGAUGUGUGUGUGGUGGAAAGGUCUGAGCUACGUGAGUCUUUCUGAAGUUUGCACCAGCCGCCUCCUCACCCGUUUGCAGUGCCAGAACACUGUGAGGAGUGUGUCUUUUCCCUCUAGUGGUCAGUUUGUGUACUGUGGCCAGGAGAAAGGCACAGUGUCUAUAUUUGACACAUCUACAAGCACUCUCACUGCUAUCUGUUCCAGUCCAGCAGAGUCAUCAGUUAUCUCUGUGAUACUCAGUGAGGAUGAGAGGGAGAUGGCGUGUGUGGACAGCAAGGGGCACAUAUUGUUAUGGGGCGUAGCCACCAAAACAGAUCCCAAACUCCUAAAAGAGUGUUGUAGUGGCAGCAGCCAUUUUGAGUUCAUCAAUACAGACCUAUCAGAAGAGAGUAGUAUUCUGUUGGUGUGUAAAACCCAGGAGAUUGUUCUCUGGGACAUGUGUGACUGGGAGCAGUGGGACCACUUCAGAGCUCCACAGGGGAAGGCCUUCUCUCAGGCGUUGUUAGCCCAGGACGGACACCUCAUCCUGGCUUCGCUAGAGGCCUGUCCCUCUGUGCUGGUGUGGAGGAUGACCACUGGUCAGUGUGUCCUCUCCUUAGACACUGGCAGUCCUUCCCAACCCCUCUCACUGCUCAAGAUGGAGUCUGUCCUCUCCGUGGUCACACAAAAUGGCCACCUCACUACGUGGGACUCAGAUGUAAUAUGUGCUGCAGCUAUGGUCCCUAGAACAGGGGCUGGGGUGAGGAAGGUGGUGCUGGAGCCAAUGGGAGAGCGGUUCUAUGUGAUUGACGGCUCAGAGAUGUUGUGGAGGUGGAGAUUACAGACAGGAAGUCCGGAGACUCACUUCCUUCACGACGGCCCCGUGGAGAAGCUGUGUCUCUCUCCAGACGGCAGCCAUCUUGUGAGCCUCUCAGGGGAGGACGUUUACGUGUGGCGGAGCGACACGGGACAGAACCUCCACCGUAUCCAUGGCAGCAGAGCUACAGAGGUUCUGAUCACCUCUAACGGUCACAUCGGGGUGUGUGUGUCGCAGCACAGCCUGUCCAGGGUGUGGAAGCUGGCCAGUGGGGCCGUGGUCUGUAACAUUCACCUGUACUUGGCUGAUGCCCAGGUCUCACCUGAGAGCACCUUCCUGUUAGGCCGUUGUCAUGGCGACCUGCUCGCCGUCAGCCUGUGGUCUGGCACCGUCAGUAAGCGCUUCUCGUGCUCAGAACGCUAUGAACGUUCUACGGUCGUGGCCUUCCGGACCCUGCCGGAACACCCAGACUUUGUGAUUGUGAUGGCAGCCUCUGGGUCUGUUUACACAUGGAAGAUGACAGAGGAGACGGUAUGCCGUCAGUUUCUGCUCCCCCAGAUGUUCCUGUGCCAGCCACAGGUCUUCCACAUGUCCUCUGAUGGGAGCUUCGCUCUGCUGUCCACUGAUGAUGACCUCAUUACCCUGCUGGACCUGCCCCAUGCCAGGCUGUGUAGGGUCAAGGCCCAGGGUCCAGUUCUCAAAGUUUGCUUGGACGACUCUGGACGCUACGCUGUCUACAUCUGCCACCCCCCUGCCCAGGAUAAUGGCUGUGCCUGUGACCUGCACACUAAGCCAUUGCUGGCAGUGGUACGGCUGGCUGAUGGGGGGAAACUGGGGAGGUUGUGUCUGUGUAAGACCCCCACAGCUCUGGCUGUGAGUGAGGAGCUGUGUGUGUAUGUGGGCUUCCAGGAUGGGUCUGUGGGUGUGUACUCCAUCUCUGACAUCACAGGGAGGGGAGGGGCUGUCAGGGAAAGGAUACAAGGGAUUGGUCGGGAGAGGCCAUGCCAGUGUGACAGUGAGCCAGUGCGAUGGUUGCCCCUAGCAACACCCAGCAUCACAUGGCCCAAAUCUUCUGCAGAGAUGACAUAACAGAUGUAGGCCUGAGUCUUCUUCAGAGAUGACAUAACAGAUGUAGGCCUGAGUCUUCUUCAGAGAUGACAUAACAGAUGUAGGCCUGAGUCUUCUUCAGAGAUGACAUAACAGAUGUAGGCCUGAGUCUUCUUCAGAGAUGACAUAACAGAUGUAUGCCUGAGUCUUCUUCAGAGAUGACAUAACAGAUGUAGGCCUGAGUCUUCUUCAGAGAUGACAUAACAGAUGUAGGCCUGAGUCUUCUUCAGAGAUGACAUAACAGAUGUAGGCCUGAGUCUUCUUCAGAGAUGACAUAACAGAUGUAGGCCUGAGUCUUCUUCAGAGAUGACAUAACAGAUGUAGGCCUGAGUCUUCUUCAGAGAUGACAUAACAGAUGUAUGCCUGAGUCUUCUUCAGAGAUGACAUAACAGAUGUAGGCCUGAGUCUUCUUCAGAGAUGACAUAACAGAUGUAGGCCUGAGUCUUCUUCAGAGAUGACAUAACAGAUGUAUGCCUGAGUCUUCCUCAGAGAUGACAUAACAGAUGUAUGCCUGAGUCUUCUUCAGAGAUGACAUAACAGAUGUAGGCCUGAGUCUUCUUCAGAGAUGACAUAACAGAUGUAGGCCUGAGUCUUCUUCAGAGAUGACAUAACAGAUGUAGGCCUGAGUCUUCUUCAGAGAUGACAUAACAGAUGUAGGCCUGAGUCUUCUUCAGAGAUGACAUAACAGAUGUAGGCCUGAGUCUUCUUCAGAGAUGACAUAACAGAUGUAGGCCUGAGUCUUCUUCAGAGAUGACAUAACAGAUGUAUGCCUGAGUCUUCUUCAGAGAUGACAUAACAGAUGUAGGCCUGAGUCUUCUUCAGAGAUGACAUAACAGAUGUAUGCCUGAGUCUUCUUCAGAGAUGACAUAACAGAUGUAGGCCUGAGUCUUCUUCAGAGUUGACAUAACAGAUGUAUGCCUGAGUCUUCUUCAGAGAUGACAUAACAGAUGUAGGCCUGAGUCUUCUUCAGAGAUGACAUAACAGAUGUAGGCCUGAGUCUUCUUCAGAGAUGACAUAACAGAUGUAGGCCUGAGUCUUCUUCAGAGAUGACAUAACAGAUGUAGGCCUGAGUCUUCUUCAGAGAUGACAUAACAGAUGUAUGCCUGAGUCUUCUUCAGAGAUGACAUAACAGAUGUAGGCCUGAGUCUUCUUCAGAGAUGACAUAACAGAUGUAGGCCUGAGUCUUCUUCAGAGAUGACAUAACAGAUGUAGGCCUGAAUCUUCUUCAGAGAUGACAUAACAGAUGUAGGCCUGAGUCUUCUUCAGAGAUGACAUAACAGAUGUAGGCCUGAGUCUUCUUCAGAGAUGACAUAACAGAUGUAGGCCUGAGUCUUCUUCAGAGAUGACAUAACAGAUGUAGGCCUGAGUCUUCUUCAGAGAUGACAUAACAGAUGUAUGCCUGAGUCUUCUUCAGAGAUGACAUAACAGAUGUAGGCCUGAGUCUUCUUCAGAGAUGACAUAACAGAUGUAGGCCUGAGUCUUCUUCAGAGAUGACAUAACAGAUGUAGGCCUGAGUCUUCUUCAGAGAUGACAUAACAGAUGUAUGCCCAACUUGUGUCUUGUUGGCCAGUUUCCUUCUUUAUUCAUUUUAAAAAAAUGUGUCCAUUGUUACCUGUUAGUAAAUUGAUGAAUAAAUAUAAUUGAUAUUAAAAUUGUUGUUUUCUGUCCAAUAUCAAUGUAGCUGAGCGAUAAUAAAUCAGCUCAUAUUUGUUCAGCCUAUUGAUAUGAAACUGGUUACAUCAUUCUUCAUAUGCGGUGGUGCGCAUUAAGCCUGUGCGGUAACCGAAUGAUUGUGGCUUGCGUUCAAAUAAAAAAUUGUCCCAUCAGCACAGGUGACUGAGGUCCACCCAAGGUCACAUUUUAAAUACUUUAUUGGAAUCAACAACAAAGAACAUUUGUACCAAAAGUGUCAGAUCUUUAGUACUGACGGCAGUAACAACGGGUAUGCUUAAGGUAUGUACAGUAUGUAUGACUCAUGGAAUCUGGCUCUGUAAACACAUCAGACAAGCCUCAGCUGUAAAGAUAGACUCAGCUAAAUGAUGUGGCCGCGUGCAGCACCGCAGAUAUCAAAUGUUAUUGGUCACAUACACAUGGUGAGCAGAUGUUAUUGGUCACAUGCACAUGGUUAGCAGGUGUUAAUGCGAGUGUAGCGAAACGCUUGUGCUUCUAGUUCCGACCAUGCAGUAAUAUCUAACAAAGAUAUUAAGAUAGGCAAGAUGCAAGACUUUGCUCUAACAGUCACACACAGUAUCUGCGCACAGGUUUGCUUCACGCUGUUCACAGCUGGGUAGCCAGGGCACCAAAACAGCAGAGAAGUUGAGCCUCGCUCUUCAACACUCUUAGUUGUGGCGGAAAUUGACCCAUUAUGCUGUUUACUUUCUGCAUCUAUAUCAUAUCGCUGAGUCUACCUUUAAGAUGU
Molecule: messenger RNA, 7613 nt
Organism: Salmo salar (Atlantic salmon)
Lineage: Eukaryota; Metazoa; Chordata; Actinopteri; Salmoniformes; Salmonidae
Product: NACHT and WD repeat domain-containing protein 2
Molecular function (GO): protein binding
Source: RefSeq, a predicted model, not a curated record